Rhinopithecus roxellana (golden snub-nosed monkey) is the source of this 1389-nucleotide messenger RNA. Its product is annotated as cytochrome c oxidase subunit 7A2, mitochondrial. Lineage: Eukaryota; Metazoa; Chordata; Mammalia; Primates; Cercopithecidae. The transcript has 4 exons. Gene Ontology annotation, biological process: mitochondrial electron transport, cytochrome c to oxygen; regulation of oxidative phosphorylation; mitochondrial respirasome assembly. The record is from RefSeq and is a predicted model, not a curated record. The coding region runs from base 937 to 1314 and encodes 125 amino acids.
AUUCAUGUAUUAGUUAGUGAAUACUCCCUUUAGCAGUGCUAGCGGAUUGGUAAGAAAUCCACAUAAUCUCUGAGCUUGAGAAAUUUACAAUCUAGAGUUGGCUAACUGGAGAAAACAUAAGAGAGUGCAUACAACUAACAAAUUCAGGUUAUGGACAAUGUAUUUAAACCCCCACGCCCUAGCUAUUGGCACGUGGUAAUUUUGUCCAGAGUUUUGGUUACAUGCAUAAUCCAGAGGGGUGUAGAAAAUCAGGUCCUUUCAGUCGCAAUCUAAGGAAGACAUGAAUUGGGGUGUUUAUAAGCCUUGGUGAGGAAGAGAAUUUUAACUGGGACUGGUAACUUGGUGGGCCCACUGACAUACAGUAGAGUGUGAAGAAGAAAACCCCAAGGAUUACAAAGAAUAGUUUUAAUAUUACUAAUUUUUAUCAUUUGCUGAGCCUAUGGGUUUCUUAUUUGAAAUGGCAAUCAAAUAAUUUGUAAGAGUUUGUAGAAAGGUGGAAAGAUUAUUGUAAUACAGGGUAGAUAUUUGCGUUUGUACACACUUGAGGGUAAGCACAAGAAAUAAACACUUAUAAUGGGGAUUACUUAAGCGAAAUGGAUGACACCGACAGCCUUUCUGUACAACAAAUAAUUGCUGUGCUUAACUCCAGUAAUGAAUGUAGUGCCCUGCUGGAUCUGGGACAGCAAGACUUUUGAGUCCAGAUGCGCCAUCUCAUUUCUUGUCCCCCAACGUUUCCUCAGAAGCGAGCGAGCCGCUUCCACAAUAUGGGGACACCGUGGAAGAGCUUCUUGCUUGGGGAGUUCUGCAGCCUUAGCUCCAGGGACCAGCCGACUGAACUUCCUCGAAAACCUCAGGAACGAGAUCACGGGACUGAGACGGCCAGCCGGCUAGAGCGGAUAGGGCCGCACUGCCGCUCUAGUUUAUCUUUUGCUCUCUAUGGUUAGGAGCGCAAGGGUCUCUUCGGCCCGGAAAGAUUUACGUUCCCGAAUGCUUACGCAAGUCUCGGAGGUAGUUCCGGUUCCGGCGUGGCCAUUUUCGUUGCUGGUGUUAAGUUGUGGUGGUUGCUGGUCAGUAACAGCCAAGAUGCUGCGGAAUCUGCUGGCUCUCCGUCAGAUUGGACAGAGAACCAUAAGCACUACUUCCCGCAGGCAUUUUAAAAAUAAAGUUCCAGAGAAACAAAAACUGUUCCAGGAACAGCAUAUGCCAUGUAUCAGCUGGCCGUGGCUGCAUUUCCCAAGAAGCAGGAGUGACUUCAAUCAUCCCAGCAAUCACUUGGUUCAGUUUCAUUCCGCUCUCUAUGGACCAGUAAUCUGAUAACCGAGCUCUUCUCUGGGGAUCAAUAUUUAUUGACUUGUAGUAAGUGCUGCCAAUAAAGCAGUCUUUACCAUG